AUGAAGGCAAAGACUUUAGAACAGCUAAAGGAACUUCAACACCAGCCAUCACAAAUAAGAAAUAUUUGCAUCUUAGCUCAUGUUGAUCAUGGGAAAACCACCAUAGCUGAUGCCCUAGUAGCCAGUAAUGGAAUUAUUUCUAAAAGGAAUGCAGGAAAGAUUCGCUAUAUGGACAGUCGAGCCGAUGAGCAGGAAAGAGGGAUAACCAUGAAAUCAAGUGCAAUUACUUUGAUGUAUGAUAAACAAAGAGGUAGUGAAGCAGUGUCGAAACAUUACCUGAUCAAUUUAAUCGACUCUCCGGGUCAUGUGGACUUCUCUAGUGAAGUGUCAACUGCAGUCAGGCUGUGUGAUGGUGCUGUGGUGGUAGUUGAUGUGGUUGAAGGCGUUUGCCCACAGACUCAAGCUGUACUGAGGCAAGCCUGGCUGGAAGAGAUACGCCCGAUUCUGGUCCUGAAUAAAGUUGAUCGUCUCAUAUCACAGUUGAAGAUGGUUCCAAUCGAAGCAUACUAUCGCCUCAUUAAGAUUAUUGAACAGGUGAAUUUGCUCAUCAACCAGCUGUUUAUAUCCGAAGCUAUGGGGAAGACAUCACUGGAGACAACUAAGGAUGGAUUAAAUGAUGCACACACUGAAGAUUCCAAUUCAUAUGAUUGGACAGUCAUUGGGGAUGAAGAAGAACAUAAAAACAUUUAUUUCUCACCAGAGCUGGGAAAUGUAGUGUUUACAAGUGCUGUUGAUGGCUGGGGAUUUACUGUGGGUGACUUUGCUAGAAUGUAUGCAACAAAGCUGGGUGUCCGGGAGCAGAUUCUUCAGAAGACAUUGUGGGGUGACUACUACAUGAAUGUCAAAGCCAAACGUUUCAUGAAAGGAGCUCAGUCAAAAGGAAAGAAGCCAUUGUUCGUUCAGUUUGCACUAGACAACAUCUGGGCAGUGUAUGAUGCAGUAUUUGAACAGAGGGACAGUGACAUGAUUGAGAAAAUUGUCAAGUCAUUAGAUUUGACACUGGCACCUAAAGAUCUUAAGCAGAAGGACAGAAGAAUCACGCUGCAGUCCAUUAUGGGCCAAUGGCUACCUUUGUCAGAUGCUGUCUUAGAUACUGUGACCUCACACAUUCCGUCACCCUUGCAAAUGUCAGAGGAAAGAGUGGAGGAGCUAAUGUGCAGCAAAAGUCGCCAGUUUUCUUCCCUUCCUGAAGCUACACAGCAUCUUAAGAAAGAUUUUCAAGCCUGUAGCUCCAGUGAUGAUGUGCCUGUGGUUAUUUUUAUAUCCAAGAUGUUUCCAAUGGAGAGGAAAUGUUUGCCCCAAAAUAAAUCCAGGCCUUUCACAGAGGAAGAGCUUCAUGAAAGACGUGCUGAGGCUCGGAGGCGACAUGCAGAGAUAGUUACACAAAGAGAAAAUGCUGCUAAAGAUGGUGGCAACACCAAAGAAGUAAAACCUGCUGGUUCUCAGCAGGCAAAUGGUCAUACAUAUUUAGAAAAUUCAUCCUCUAACAAAGAAGAAGAUGAUUUAGAUGGCCAUGCCUUCAUUGCCUUUGCCAGAAUCUUUAGUGGAACAGUUCGCAGAGGUUCUUGGGUAUUUUUUCUAGGUCCAAAACAUGAUCCAGGGGAAGUGCUCUAUCAGUUGCCACCUUUGACAGCUGAGGAACUACAUUUGAAACCUGAACUCUUGGCCAGUCACCCACACAUUACAUCUGUGGAGAUAAAGGAUCUGUAUCUACUGAUGGCAGGAAAUGUAUUUGGCAUUGGUGGAUUAGAAGGUGUUGUGGUCAAAUCAGGAACCUUGUCCUCAACGUUAGCCUGCCCAGCGUUCACAGAUAUGUACUUUGAUGCUGCCCCUAUUGUUCGUGUUGCAGUAGAGCCAGCAAAUGCAGGUGAUAUGAACAAGCUGGUGGCUGGAUUACGUCUGCUGAACCAGGCUGAUCCUUGUGUAGAGGUCAGAAUCCAAGAAACCGGUGAACAUGUGAUCAUUGCCGCAGGGGAGGUGCAUCUUCAGAAAUGUAUCGAUGAUUUAAAGGAAAGGUAUGCCAAGGUGGAGGUAAAUGUGUCCAAACCGAUUGUGCCAUUCAGAGAAACAAUUAUCCGGCCCCCCAGGACGGAUAUGGUCAAUGAGAAUAUUCAGGAGCACAGUGAAGAGGCGCAGGACGAUAGAGGAACUAUUCAGGUAUCAACAGCUGACCGCCAGUGCCACCUGCUUAUACGAGCCGCUCCAAUUCCUGGCAAAAUUCCAGACAUACUGCUUGAAAACCAGCAGAUCCUGAAAGCUUUGGACAUGGCAGCAAGCAGCACAGGACGCACAGAACUACAGGUGGAAUAUCGACUGACUGAAAUUGCUUCAGAGUCAAUUAAAAGCAUCAGGCAACAGCUGAAGGAAGAGUUUGACAAAGCAGGACCAGAAUGGGCUGGAGCAGAGGAAAAGAUUUGGAGUUUUGGCCCUAGACGUUGUGGUCCAAACAUCCUCCUCAACUGCAUCAAAGGUUACAACAGGCCUUCAGUGUGGCAGUCAUUUGACAGAUGCAGUUUAGAUACUGGCCGGAUUGCAGAUCUGGAUAACAGCAUCAUCACCGGCUUUCAGAUGGCCACCCUCGCAGGACCUCUGUGUGAGGAACCUAUGCAAGGGGUCUGUUUUAUUGUUGAAGACUGGUGGUACGGGGACAGAGUGAAGCUUCCGUUUCCACAUGCAGACAAGACUUCCAGCAGCAGUAUAUCAAAGGUUAAUGCGGGUGACUGUUUAGAAGAUAAAGGAAGCUGUGAUACCCUCUCUGAGGAUUUCAGAACCCAGGCAUCAUUAGUAAACAGCAUACACAGUGACUGUAGUAAUGACAGCGGUCAUGACAAGUUUGUGCCUGGGUAUGAAAGCUUUCAAACUCAUAAGAGUGCAUAUGGGCCUCUGUCUGGGCAGCUGAUCUCCACAAUGAAAGAGGCAUGUCGCCAGGCCUUUCAGGCUCAGCCUCAGAGACUUAUGGCAGCAAUGUACAGGUGUGAAAUUCAGGCCACCGUGGAAGUCCUAGGUAAACUUCAUGGAGUUUUAUCAAAACGAUUUGGCCAGGUUUUGUCUGAGGAGAUGCAGGAAGGCACUGCAACAUUUAUCAUAAUAGCAGUGUUGCCUGUUGUGGAAAGUUUUGGCUUUGCUGAAGACAUGCGGAAGAAAACAAGUGGCCUGGCCAGUCCACAGCUGAAAUUCUCUCACUGGGAGGUGUUACCUGUCGACCCCUUUUGGGUGCCCACUACAGAGGAAGAGUAUGCACACUUUGGUGAGAAGGCUGAUGCUCAAAACAGGGCUAGGGUCUACAUGAACCAGGUACGGAAGCGCAAGGGCCUGCCCACAGAUGAGAAAAUUGUGGAGUUUGCAGAGAAACAGAGAACUCUUACCAAAAAUAAAUAA
This is a messenger RNA of Candidula unifasciata, 3378 nucleotides long. NCBI's taxonomy places the organism in Eukaryota, Metazoa, Mollusca, Gastropoda, Stylommatophora, Geomitridae. The record is from the annotation of a GenBank genome assembly.